This is a messenger RNA of Scomber scombrus (Atlantic mackerel), 1335 nucleotides long. It is a transcript of the gene tekt4, whose product is annotated as tektin 4. Gene Ontology annotation, cellular component: nucleus; sperm flagellum; microtubule cytoskeleton. The record is from RefSeq and is a predicted model, not a curated record. The transcript is spliced from 7 exons. Bases 1 to 1335 code for a protein of 444 amino acids. Gene Ontology annotation, biological process: cilium movement involved in cell motility; cilium assembly. Lineage: Eukaryota; Metazoa; Chordata; Actinopteri; Scombriformes; Scombridae.
AUGAGCUCGGAGGUUUUAGUGUCACGGCCACACUUUGACAGCAGAGCUGUGGCCCAGGGAGUCCUGGAGAAGGAGGCUCCUGUAGAACUGGAGGUCCCGCAGCCGUCCUUGGGCUCAGCCACUGCGGGUUACCGCUCCGCUAAAUACACCCCGGCUGAGUGGUUCUCCAAAUACUACAGUAUCCUCCAGCAGGCAGAGUCCGACCAACACGAAGCCCGGAGAAUCCAGCGGGGGUCCAAAACUCUGAACCAGGAAACUGAAGCUGCCACUUUGAGGACACAGGCUGAGGGAACAAGUCAUCUGGGGGAGAGACUCCAAGAGAUCCACCACUGGAAGUCUGAGCUGCAGCGGCACAUCGACCAGCUGCAGGCCGAUACUGAGUCACUGCUGGCGCUGAAGACGCGGCUGGAGAGGGCGCUGGACGCCACCGAGACUCCGUACGCCAUCGCCACCGAUAACCUGAAUUGCAGGACAAGAAGACUGGGAGCAGACCUGGUCAAAGACACAGUGGAGGAGGAACUGUUAAAGGAAGUGGACUUGAUCAGGAGCAUCCAGGCUCUUCUGAAGAGAACCACAGCUCAGGUUGUCAGUCAGAUCAAAAUGAAUCGAGAGGCUAAGCAGAUGCUCGAGUUGGACUGGUCUGAUAAGUUCCAGGCCUACAACUUUGAUGAGCACAGUGGGAGAUACACUAACAUGAGUCCAGAUACACAGCAUCAGCCCAGCUCAGCUGCUAUGCAGGACCAGAUGUGUAACCGUGCGUCAUGGACAAAGUUCACACAGGACAACCUGUUUAAGGCCUUGCAGGAGGAACAAGCCACUAACAGUCUCAGAGUGCUGAUGGAGCAAGUGCUGCUGGACACCACUGAUGAUCUGAGAGUCCAGUGCUCCAAUGUGGACCGAGCCUUCAGCCAGCGCUGCGUGGAGCUGACAGAGGCCAAGACCCAGCUAGAGAUGAGGCUCACACAGACCUUGGAGCAGAUUGGGGCCCAGGAGAGGAACAUUGUAGUUCUGCAGCAGGCCAUCCACAACAAGGAGGCUCCACUUCGAGUAGCUCAGUCCAGACUGUACCUUCGCUCCCUCAGACCCAACAUGGAGCUCUGCAGAGAUGAACCCCAGCUCAGUUUGGAAGGGGAGGUGAGGCAGAUUGAUGCCACCCUGGCAUCUCUGCACCAGCAGCUGAGCGAAGCCAGAAGUUCCCUGUCCUACAUGGAGGAGUCCCGCAUGGCCCUAGAGAAGGACAUAACGUGUAAAACCAACUCGCUGUUCAUCGAGAGAGACAAAUGCAUGACUCACCGUAAACGCUACCCAACAAUCUCCACACUGUCAGGAUACUAA